AUUUUUAAGAUGGUUUUUGUUGGGGCAGAUGCAGGUCCAAAGAAAGACUGGCUAGAAGACACCGAGACGGCUCACACAGACUCAGUGGCCCCGGAAGGCACAGCCUUGGAGGCACGGGCUGUGCCCAGUGACGCCUGGAUUGGACCUGAUGACUCCACUCUGACCGACGGUCCCAAACUCUCUGUCUGCAUCAAGGCUCAUUCUCCCGCCCCUCCCAGUACGGAUUUCUGUAGCCCUUUCUGCCCUGUGGUCAGAAUCUCUACUAAAAGCAGAGCCUGGAUUUAAGGAAAAUAAAGACAUUUAAUUCUGCAGACGGCAGAUUCUGCGACAGGAGGUUGGUUUGUUUGAAAGGAAACAGUGCUUCCUGCCCGGCCUCCCGCAGCCGCGCCGCCGCCAUGAACGACAUGGUCACCAUCCGGACCCGGAAGUUCAUGACCAACCGCCUACUCCAGCAGAAGCAGAUGGUCAUUGAAGUCCUUCACCCUGGGAAGGCCACGGUCCCCAAGAUGGAGAUUCGAGAGAAGCUUGCCAAGAUGUACAAGACCACUCCAGACGUCAUUUUCGUGUUUGGAUUCAGAACCCAUUUUGGCGGUGGCAAGACAACCGGCUUUGGGAUGACUUACGAUUCUCUGGACCACGCAAAGAAAAACAAGCCCAAACACAGACUGGCAAGACACGGCCUGUAUGAGAAGAAAAAGACCUCACGCAAACAGAGAAAGGAACGCAAGAACAGGAUGAAGAAAGUCAGGGGGACCGCCGGCAAAAAGUGA
This is a messenger RNA of Sorex araneus (European shrew), 770 nucleotides long. Its product is annotated as 40S ribosomal protein S24-like. Bases 396 to 770 code for a protein of 124 amino acids. Gene Ontology annotation, biological process: translation. The transcript has a single exon. Gene Ontology annotation, molecular function: structural constituent of ribosome. NCBI's taxonomy places the organism in Eukaryota, Metazoa, Chordata, Mammalia, Eulipotyphla, Soricidae. The record is from RefSeq and is a predicted model, not a curated record. Gene Ontology annotation, cellular component: ribosome.